Myripristis murdjan (pinecone soldierfish) is the source of this 1308-nucleotide messenger RNA. RefSeq names its product hydroxyacyl-CoA dehydrogenase (gene hadh). Bases 115 to 1044 code for a protein of 309 amino acids. NCBI's taxonomy places the organism in Eukaryota, Metazoa, Chordata, Actinopteri, Holocentriformes, Holocentridae. Gene Ontology annotation, biological process: fatty acid beta-oxidation. Gene Ontology annotation, cellular component: mitochondrion. The record is from RefSeq and is a predicted model, not a curated record. The transcript has 8 exons. Gene Ontology annotation, molecular function: NAD+ binding; (3S)-3-hydroxyacyl-CoA dehydrogenase (NAD+) activity.
AGAGGGUGUAGUACCACGUGACCGCUGACCUCCCUCCUACUCCUCCUUUUCGUCCCGUCAGUGUGUGUGUGUGAGUGUGUUGCAGCGGCGGUACAGGACAGCAGCUAACAAACCAUGGCUUUCUUCACGCACAAUAUCAGCCGGGCUCUCUCGUCCACGGCCGUCAGGAAUACUGUUAUUAAGCAUGUCACCAUUAUCGGAGGCGGACAGAUGGGCGCAGGUAUCGCACAGGUUGCUGCAUCAACUGGCCACACGGUGAUGCUGGUGGACACGUCUGAGGACAUCCUGAAAAAAUCUGUCAAAGGAAUUGAAGGGAGCUUGAAAAGAGUUGUCAAAAAGAAGUUUGCCGAUAAGCCUGAGGAAGGUGCUGCGUUUAUCCAGAAAGUCAUGAAGAAUGUGUCAUUCACAACCGAUGCAUCAUCUGCAGUUCAAACCACAGAUCUUGUGCUGGAAGCCAUUGUGGAAAAUAUCAAAAUCAAACAGGAUCUGUUUGGUGGCCUUGACAAACUGGCACCAGCACACACUAUCUUUGCCAGCAACACAUCGUCCCUGCCCAUCUCCGACAUAGCCAGCUCCACCAAGAGAUUGGAUAGAUUUGGUGGCCUUCACUUCUUCAACCCAGUCCCAAUGAUGAAGCUUGUAGAGGUGAUUGGAACCUCAUCAACAAGCCAGGAGACCUUUGAUUCCCUCAUGAGCUUCAGCAAGGCCCUGGGAAAAACACCUGUGUCCUGCAAAGAUACUCCUGGAUUCAUUGUAAAUCGCUUACUUGUUCCUUACAUGAUGGAGGCCAUCCGGUUGCACGAGAGAGGUCAUGGAUCCAAAGAGGACAUAGAUAUUGCCAUGAAACUUGGUGCUGGGUAUCCCAUGGGACCCUUCGAGCUUCUGGACUACGUAGGACUGGACACAGCAAAGUUCAUUAUGGAUGGCUGGAGUGCAAUGGAUCCUGGCAACCCGCUCUUUGGCCAGAGUGAAAUGCUAAACAAGUUGGUUGCAGAGGGUAAAUAUGGGAAAAAGACAGGAGAGGGAUUCUACAAGUACAAGUAAAAAGGUUUUGCAACAUCUCAAGCUGAUGUGCGGUUAGGUGCUUCCCCCCCGAGUAAAUGAUCACAAGAGACAGCGAGAAACUUGAGGGAUCUCAGGAAAACAAACCAGGAACUGAUACGAAAAUGAUAAUGGAAAAGUGCUAGAUCAUUAUGACACCACUACUGUUUGUGUGCCUUUUAGGGAAAAAAAGGUUGAUUUGUCUGUCUGAAUGUCAUCUUUACAUGAAUCAAGAGAUUCUCAUUAAACGCAUUUCUGCAAACGCUC